Molecule: messenger RNA, 15255 nt
Organism: Callorhinus ursinus (northern fur seal)
Lineage: Eukaryota; Metazoa; Chordata; Mammalia; Carnivora; Otariidae
Source: RefSeq, a predicted model, not a curated record
AUGCUGCUCUUUGGGAUGGCAUGGGCACUGGCUAACGGGCGGUGGUGUGAACAUACACGAACCUUCCUGGUGGAGGAGGAAGUGGCCCCCCGCCAGGAGGACCUGGUGCCCUGCACCAGCCUCUACUAUUACCAGCGCCCGGGCUGGCAGCUGGACCUAACCUGGAGUGGACGUGCCGGGCUCUGUCCCAUCUACAAGGCCCCAGAAACCCGGCUUGCUGCAAGGAACCGGACAGUGAAGGCUUGCUGCCCAGGCUGGGGGGGCAGCCACCGCACCCUGGCCCUUGCAGAAGCCAGCCCUGGGGGCCAUUGCUUUGCCACUCGGCAGUGCCAGCAGCAGGCCAGCUCAGCUAACGCUUCUGCAGGAAGCCUGGAGGAGUGCUGUGCUUGGCCUUGGGGACAGAGCUGGCGGGAGGGCAGCUCCCAGGCUUGCCUCAGCUGCUCCAGCCGACCCCUCCCAGGCAGCACUCCCUCUCCAGCCUUCCUGCAGCCCCUGGCGGGGGCCGUGGCCCAGUUCUGGAGCCAGCGCCAACGGCCCUCGGCCACCUGCGCCACCUGGUCAGGCUUCCACUACCGGACCUUUGAUGGGCGCCACUACCACUUCCUGGGCCGCUGCUCUUACCUGCUGGCGGGCACUGCUGAUGCCACCUGGGCCAUCCACCUCACGCCCAGGGGGCACUGCCCCCAGCCUGGGCACUGUCAGCUGGCCCGAGUAAUGAUGGGACCCGAGGAGGUUCUGAUCCAGGGCAAAAAUAUCUCUGUGAACGGGAAGCUGGUACCUGAUGGGGAGUCUCAGCUGCUCCAGGGGCUGAGCCUGCAGUGGCAAGGGAACUGGCUGGUGCUGUCAGGGGGCCUGGGGGUCACUGUGCGCCUGGACAGGUCCAGUUCGGUCUCCGUUUCUGUGGACUCUGAGCUCCAGGGACAAACUCAAGGUCUCUGUGGAGUCUACAAUGGCCAGCCUGAGGAUGACUUCCUGGAGCCUGGAGGGAGACUGGCUGUGUUAGCUGCCACCUUUGGGAAUUCCUGGAGGCUCCCUGACUCAGAGCCUGGGUGUCUGGAUUCAGUGGAGGCAGCCCAAGGCUGUGAGGACCCCCUGAGCGGCACAGAGGCAGGCACGGAGGCUGAAGCCCAGGAUGUGUGCCACCAGCUGCUGGACAGUCCAUUCAGGGAAUGCCAUGCCCAGGUUCCCCCUGCUGAGUACCACCAGGCCUGCCUCUUUGCCUACUGUUCUGGGGCCCCAGCAGGCAGUGGGUGAGAGGCCCGUCGGGAAGCCGGGUGCACCACCUUGGCCAACUAUGCCCAGGAGCGUGCCAAGCCCCAUAUCCAUGUGGGCUGGAGGAAGCCAGGCUUCUGCGAGCGCCUGCGCCCUGGGGGCCAGCUGUACUCGGACUGCACCUCGGCUUGCCCAGCCAGCUGCUCAGCAGUGGGUGAAGGAGGGGAGGGGUCCUGCCGGGAAGCGUGCGUGUGCCCGCCCGGCCUCUUCUGGAACGGCGCCCUCUGCGUGCCGGCCGCGCGCUGCCCCUGCUACCACCGGCGCCGGUGCCACCCCCCCCCCCCCGACACCGUGCGCCAGCUGUGCAACCCCUGGCCUUGCAGGGACGGCCGCGGGCUCUGCGCGCAGGCGCCGUGCCCAGCCGAGUGCGCGGUGGGCGGGGACGGGCAUUACCUCACCUUCGAUGGGCGGAGCUUCUCCUUCCGCGCGCCCGGUUGCCGCUCCAGCCUGGUGCAGGACUUGAAGGGGCAGCUGCUGAUUGUGCUGGAGCAUGGGGCCUGUGACACUGGGAACUGCCUCCACGCCAUCUCUGUUUCUCUGGGGGACACCCACAUCCAGCUCAGAGACUCAGGGGCUGUACUCAUCGAUGGGCAGGACGUGGGCUUGCCGUGGCGUGGGCCUAAGGGCCUCAGUGUCUCCCGAGCCUCCUCCACCUUCCUACUGCUGCGCUGGCCUGGGGCCCAGGUUCUCUGGGGAGUGUCUGACCCCGCAACCUACAUCACUCUGGACCCCCGCCAUGCCCACCAGGUGCAGGGUCUGUGUGGCACCUUUCCCUGGAACCAGCGGGAUGACUUCCUGACACCUGCUGGCGAUGUGGAGACCAGCAUUUCAGCCUUUGCUAGCAAGUUCCAGGUGGCAGGCGAGGGAAGCUGCCCCGCAGACGACAGCGCCCCACUUUCCCCCUGCGGCACCCACACUCAGCGCCACAUUUUUGCGGAGGCAGCUUGUGCCGUCCUGCACGGCCCCACCUUCCAGGAAUGCCAAGGGCUGGUGGACAGGGAGCCGUUCCACCUGCGCUGCUUGGCAGCUGUGUGCGACUGUGCUCCUGGCAAGGACUGCCUGUGCCCUGUGCUCGCUGCCUUUGCUCGUCGCUGUGCCCGGGAGGGUGCCUGGUCUCUCUGGAGGACCCACACGCUCUGCCCUGUCCCGUGUCCUGGGGGCCAGGAGUACCAGGAGUGUAGCCCAGCGUGUGGUCGAAGCUGUGGGGAGCCAGAAGACUGUGGGGAGCUGGGCAGCUGUGUGGCUGGUUGUAACUGCCCCCCAGGACUGCUGUGGGACCCCGAGGGCGAGUGCGUGGCCCCCAGCUUGUGCUCCUGCCAGCUUGGAACUCAUCGCUAUGCCCCUGGCAGUGCCACCAUGAAGGACUGCAACCGCUGUGUCUGUCAGGAGAGGGGCCUCUGGAAUUGCUCUGCUCACCACUGUGGCCCCCAGCAGACAUUCUGCCCCCGUGACCUUGUCUAUGUCCCUGGUGCCUACCUCCUCACUUGUGACAGCCCUGGUGCCAACCACUCCUGCCCCCCGGACAGCACAGGGAGCUGUGUCUGUCCCCCAGGCACCGUGCUGCUGAACGAGCACUGCGUGCCUCCUGAGCUCUGUCCCUGCCGUCACGGAGGGCAGUGGUAUCCGCCCAAUGCUACCAUCCAGGAGGACUGCAACAUUUGUGUAUGUCAGGCUCGGCAGUGGCACUGCACGGGCCACCGGUGCGGCGGAUGGUGCCAGGCAUCGGGUGCCCCCCACUACGUGACCUUCGAUGGGCUGGCUUUCACCUUCCCCGGAGCCUGCGAAUAUCUGCUGGUUCGAGAGGCCAGCGGCCGGUUCAGCAUCUCUGUCCAGAACCUGCCCUGUGGGGCCAGUGGGCUCACCUGCACCAAGGCCCUGACCGUGCAACUACAGAGCACUGUUGUGCACAUGCUCAGAGGCCGGGCAGUGACCGUGAAUGAUGUGAGCAUAACGGACCGCAAGGUCUACACAGGCCCUGGGCUGAGUCUGCGCCGUGCUGGUCUCUUCCUGCUGCUCACAACCCGCCCGGGCCUCAGCCUGCUCUGGGAUGGAGGCACCCGGGUCCUGGUGCAGCUGUCCCCACAGUUCUGUGGCCGUGUGCCUGGGCUGUGUGGAGAUUUUGAUGGAGAUGCCAGUAAUGACCUGCGGAGCCGCCAGGGCGUCCUGGAACCCACAGCUGAGCUGGCUGCCCACUCCUGGCACCUGAGUCCGCUCUGCCCCGAGCCAGGAGACCUGCCACACCCCUGCACCGUGAACGCCCACCGGGCCAGCUGGGCCCGCGGCCGCUGCGGGGUGAUGCUGCAGUCACUCUUUGCCCGGUGCCGCGCAGAGGUGCCCCCGCAGCAGCACUACGAGUGGUGUGUGUAUGACGCGUGCGGCUGCGAUUCGGGGGGCGACUGUGAGUGUCUCUGCUCGGCCAUUGCCACCUAUGCAGACGAGUGUGCCCACCACGGGCUCCCUGUGCGCUGGCGCAGCCAGGAGCUCUGCCAUGAGUCUCUGCAGUGUGAAGGGGGCCAGGUGUAUGAGGCCUGUGGCCCCAUGUGGCCCCCGACCUGCCAUGACCGUGGUUCUGAGCCCGGGUGGCACUGCCAGGCUGUCGCCUGUGUGGAGGGCUGCUUCUGCCCCGAGGGGACUCUGCUGCAUGGAGGAGUCUGCUUAGAACCAGCUUCCUGCCCCUGUGAGUCAGGGGGCCGCUUCUUCCCGCCGGGGACUGUGCUGCAGAAGGACUGUGGGAACUGCACAGGCCAGGAAAGCCAGUGGCUCUGCGGGAGCGACAGUACCUGCUGUGGGGAGCUGGAGCCUGGCUGUGCGGAGGGAGAGGCCCCAUGCCGGGAGAGUGGGCACCGUGUGCCCCACAGGUGGCUUUGUGACAACCAGGAUGACUGUGGUGAUGGCUCAGACGAGGAGGGCUGUGCCACGCCAGGCUGUGGGGAGGGGCAGAUGUCUUGCAGCUCCGGCCACUGCCUGCCCCCCGCCCUGCUCUGUGACGGGCAUCCCGACGGUCCGGACGCCGCUGACCAGGAGGCCUGUCUGGGGCAGCUGAACUGCUCUGCUGGGGAGCUGUCCUGCAUUGAUGGCACCUGCGUGGGGGCCGUCCUGCUGUGUGACGGAAUCUACUGCCCGGAUGGAGCCGUCGAGGGACCCGGGCACUGCCCCUUCCCUUCGCUGCCCACUCCCCCAGCGGGCACUGUGCCUGGCCCUUCCGCGGGUUUUGGGGGGACUGCACCAACUCCCCCGGCCAGCGCCAGCUCCGCGCCGCCCUGCGGCCCGCUCGAAUUCCCGUGCGGCAGCGGCGAGUGCGCGCCCCGGGGCUGGCGCUGCGACCGCGAGGAGGACUGCGCCGACGGCAGCGACGAGCACGGCUGCGACCCGCCCUGCGUGUCCCCCGCGCAGCUGUGCGACGGCGUGCGCACUUGCCCCGACGGCUCGGACGAGGGCCCCAACGCCUGCGAGGGAAUGACAGCCCCAGGAGGCCCCAACGGAACCAGGGCUCCCUGCCGGGAAUACUCCUGCCCUGAUGGCCCCUGCAUCAGUUUCCAGCUGGUUUGUGAUGGGCAGCCUGACUGUGAUUUGGCCGGGGAGCUAGGGCCUUCCCCAGAAGAGCAGGGCUGUGGGGCCUGGGGCACCUGGAACUCAUGGGGGCCAUGCAGCCAGAUGUGUGGUCCUGGGGUGCAGGGCCGGAGCCGCCACUGCUCCCCCCCCCCCCCGGGUCUCCUGGUGCUGCAGCACUGCCCAGGCCCUGAGCACCAGACUCAGGCCUGCUUCACGGCCGCCUGCCCAGUGGAUGGCGAAUGGACCUCCUGGUCUCCCUGGUCCCUGUGCACUGAGCCAUGCAUGGGCACCAUGACCUGUCAGCGACAGUGCCACCCUCCCCAGAAUGGGGGCCGGACCUGUGCCAUGCUGCCCGGGGGCCCUCCCACCACCUUUCAGACCAGGCCCUGCCCUCAGGAUGGCUGCCCUAAUGCCACCUGCUCUGGGCAGUUGGUGUUCUGGCCCUGUGCCCCCUGCCCUCUGACUUGUGCUGAAAUCUCUGGUCAGGCUGUGUGCGUGGCUAACCAGACCUGCAGCAGCCCAGGCUGCUGGUGCCCUGCAGGCCAGGUGCUGGGCAGCGAGGGGCGGUGCGUGUGGCCCCGGCAGUGCCCCUGCCUGCUGGAUAACAAGCGGUACUGGCCUGGGCAGCGCAUCGAGGCCGACUGCCAGCUCUGCACCUGCCAAGACGGGCGGCCUCAGCGCUGUCGGCCCGACCCUGGCUGUGCCGUGAACUGUGGCUGGUCCUCCUGGUCCCCCUGGGCUGAGUGCUUGGGCCCCUGUGGGAGCCAGAACAUUCAGUGGUCCUUCCGGAACCCCAACAACCCCCACCUCUCCGGCCAAGGUCGCCAGUGCCGAGGCAUCCACCGCAAGGCCCGCAGGUGCCGGACAGAGGCCUGUGCGGGCUGUGAGUGGCAGGGCCGGCUCCGCGGCGUGGGGGAGCGCUGGCGAGAGGGCCCCUGCACACUCUGCCAGUGUCUGCCCAGCGGCACCGUGCGCUGCUCCCCGUACUGCCCACUGGGCAGUUGCCCCCAGGACUGGGUCCUGGUGGAGGCAAUGGGAGGUUCAUGUUGCCGCUGCGCCCCGCCUGGAGAGAACCAGAUGGUCCACCCCCUGGCCACUCCUGCCCCCUCUCCAGCCUUCAGUGCCCAGAUCGGACCCCCUCUGGUCACCUACGUUCUGCCUCCACCUGGAGACCCCUGCUAUUCCCCGCUGGACCUGGCCCGCCUCCCCGAGGGAAGCCUGAAGCUGGAGCCCCGCACCCAGGCUGCCCUCCUGGGGGCUCCCACCAAGGGGCCUGGCUAUCCGGGUUGGAGCACUCAGCGGCACACCCGGCCCCCCUACCUGCUGUUGGACCUGCUGCUGCCCCGGAACCUCACUGGCAUCAUGGUGCAGGGGGCUGGGUCCUCGGCCUUGCUCCAGUUCAGCAGCGAUGGUCUACACUGGCACAGCUAUACUGACUUCCUGCCUGGUAUCCUGCCCCCAGCCGAGCUUUUCCCUAGGAACCGGGAUGACGGGGCCCCCACACUGCAGACGUUUGGCCAGAUGGUGCAGGCACAGCAUGUCCGGGUGUGGCCCCAGGUCCGCCAUGGUGACACCAACCACAGCAUUUCCCUGCAGGUGGAGCUGCUGGGCUGUGAGCCAGUGUCCCCGCUGGCAGUGCCCCCGUGCCCAGGGGGCAGGCACCGCUGUGCCGGUGGCGAGUGUGCUCCGCGGGGGGAGCCGUGCGACGGGGUGCAAGACUGUGAGGACGGCUCGGACGAGGAGGGCGGCGUGCCCCUGCGCGUGGCCACUGACAGAGUCUGGUCCACAGCCAGGACCCCAGUGCUCUCGUCCACCCAGCCUGGACAGCUGCUCCUCCAGCCCACAGAGGCUCUGGCAGAGGCCGAACGCUGGCAUCCCUCGCGAGGGUCACCCAUACCCCCCACAGGGAAGGGACCAGCGACUCAGGCCCUAGCCUCCGAGCCUCCUCACUUGAGUCCUGGGGAAUCUGUGCAGACCAUGACCACCACCCCCAUAUCCCAGCUUGAGGUCAGGGUUGUGUCCCCUCAGCUGGCUGUGGUGGUACCCACAGUCCAGAGCGUCGCCCCGGAGCCCUUCCCCCCUGCAAGGUGCAGCCCAGGCCAGGUGCCCUGUGAGGUGCUGGGCUGUGUGGAGCAGGGGCAGCUGUGUGAUGGGAGGGAGGGCUGUCUGGACGGCUCCGGCGAGAGGCACUGGGGUAAGCAGGGGUCCCUCAGGGCACCCUGGACGGAAUCACUUCGUGGCUCUCUUCCCCCGACCUCGCGGGCAGCGAGCCCUGUGCCCUUCAUGGUGCCCACCACGGCCCUGCCCGGGCUGCCUGCCUCGCGAGCCCUCUGCUCCCCGAGCCAGCUGAGCUGUGGUAGUGGGGAGUGCCUGCCGGCUGGGCGGCGCUGCGACCCGCGGCCCGACUGCCAGGACGGCUCUGAUGAGCACAGCUGUGCGGACUGUGGGCUGACGCCCUGGUCUGGCUGGAGCCUCUGCAGCCGCACCUGUGGGCCGGGCCACGCCUUCCAGCGCCGGGACCUGCUGUGGCCCCCCCUGCCUGGGGGCAACUGCCCAUCUGACAGGCUCCGCAGCCCGCCCUGCUUCGUGCAGGCCUGGCCAGUGGCUGGGGCGUGGGCUGUGUGGGGGGCCUGGGGGCCCUGCAGCGUCUCCUGUGGCAGUGGCCAUCGGAGUCGCCACAGGAGCUGUGUGGACCCCCCGCCCAAGAAUGGUGGUGCUCCCUGCCCCGGGGCCUCCCACGAGGGGGCACCGUGUGCCCUGCAGCCCUGCACAGGGGGCACAGACUGCGGGCCGGGCCGUGUGCAUAUUAGUGCUGAGCUGUGCCCGAAGGGGCUGGUGCCCCCGUGUCCGCCCUCCUGCUUGGAUCCUGAGGCCAACAGAAGCUGCAGCGGGCACUGUCUGGAGGGAUGCCGCUGCCCCCCUGGGCUCCUCCUCCAUUAUGCUCACUGCCUGCCCCUCUCUGAGUGCCCUUGCCUCGUGGGUGAAGAGCUGAAGCAGCCGGGGGUGCCCUUCCUCCUGGACAACUGCAGCCGCUGCCUGUGUGAGAAGGGGGCCCUGCUGUGCGAACCAGGGGGCUGCCCCGUGCCCUGUGGCUGGUCAGCCUGGUCCUCCUGGGGUCCCUGUGACCGCUCCUGUGGCUCUGGAGUGAGGGCCAGGUUCAGAUCCCCUUCCAGCCCUCCGGCUGCUUCUGGGGGCGCCCCGUGUGAAGGCGACAGUCAGGAGCUGCAGGCCUGCCACGUGGAGUGCGGGACAGAGGCGCCGGGCUGGACCCCCCGGGCACCCUGGUCCUCCUGCUCCCAGAGCUGCCUUACCGUCGGAGGAGGCCCUGGUCGGCACCGUCGUUCCCGGCUCUGCCCGGCCCCGGGGGACACGUCCUGCCCAGGAGAGCCCACCCAGGAGGAGCCCUGCAGCCCCCCUGUGUGCCCAGUGCCAAGCGCCUGGGGUCUGUGGGCUCCCUGGUCGGCCUGCUCGGUCCCCUGUGAUGGAGGCAUCCAGAUACGCGGGCGCAGCUGCUCUGGCGUUACUCCCGGGGACCCCGAGUGCCAGGGGCCUCACAGCCAGACCAGGGAUUGCAACACGCAGCCCUGCACAGCCCAGUGCCCCGGGGACAUGGUGUUCCGCUCAGCAGAGCAGUGCCAGCAGGACGGGGGCCCCUACCCUCAGCUGUGCCUGGCUCAGGACCCUGGGGUAGAGUGCACCAGCUUCUGCGCCCCUGGCUGUGCCUGCCCCGCCGGCCUCUUCCUGCACAACGCCAGCUGCUGGCCCCGCACUCGGUGCCCCUGCCAGUUGCAGGGGCAGCUCUACGCCCCGGGAGCACGGGCUCGGCUGGACUCCUGCAACAACUGUACCUGUGUCUCCGGUGAGAUGGUGUGCACCUCGGAGCCCUGCCCAGUGGCCUGUGGCUGGAGCCCCUGGACCCCAUGGAGUCUCUGCAGCCGCAGCUGUGACAUGGGCAUUCGGCGGUGCUUCCGGGCAGGCACUGCGCCCCCAGCUGCCUUCGGGGGUGCUGCGUACCCGGGCCCCAGCAUGGAGGCCGAAUUCUGCAGCCUGCAGCCCUGUAGGGCCCGCAGUGACCUGUCCGCCACCCCCGGUCCUGGUGGGAAGUGGGGCCCCUGGUCCCCGUGCUCCGUGCCCUGCGGCGGUGGCUAGCGGAACCGCACCCGAGGUGGUGGCCUCAACAGCCCUAUGGAGUUCUCGGCCUGCGGGUGGCAGCCCACCUCAGGGCCCGUGCCUGGCGUGUGUCCCAAGGGCAAGCGGUGGCUGGACUGCGCCCAGGGCCCUGCCUCCUGUGCGGAGCUCAGUGCCCCACAAGGGACAGACCAGACCUGCCACCCCGGCUGUUACUGCCCAUCUGGGACGCUCCUGCUGAACAACGUGUGUGUGCCCUCCCAGGACUGCCCCUGUGCUCAUGGGGGGCGCCUUUAUCCCCCGGGCAGUGUGUUGCUUCGUCUCUGUGAGAACUGCUCCUGUGUUUCUGGGCUUAUCACCCACUGCACCUCCUGGCCCUGUGAGGAGGGCCAGCCCACGUGGUCACCCUGGACCCGAUGGAGCGAGUGCUCAGCCUCCUGUGGACCUGCCCGACGCCACUGGCGCCGCUUCUGCUCUGGGCCCCCUGCCACGGACCCGUCUGUCCUGGCGCUGCCAUCCUCACCAACCUUGCCUACUCCUCUUUGCCCAGGCCCCGACGCUGAGGAGGAGCCCUGCCUCCUGCCAGGGUGUGACCGAGCUGGGGACUGGGGCUGGGGGCCCUGGUCCAGCUGUAGCCGGAGCUGUGGGGGAGGCCUGCGGAGCCGGAUGUGAGCCUGUGACCAGCCCCCACCCCAGGGCCUGGGGGAUUACUGUGAGGGGCCUCGGGCCCAGGGAGAGGCCUGCCAGGCUCUGCCAUGUCCAGUGACCGACUGCACCGCCAUUCAGGGGGCAAAGUACAGCCGCUGUGGCCCUGCCUGUCCUCGCUCCUGUGACGACCUCGUGCACUGCAUGUGGUGCUGCCAGCCCGGCUGCUACUGCCCUCCUGGCCAGGUGCUGAGCGCCGACAGGGUCUUCUGCGUGCCGCCCGGCCACUGUGACUGCCUGGACCUGCUGAGCAGGGAGCGGCACUGGCUGGGGGCUCAGCUGCCCAGGCCCGACGGCUGCAACUGCUGCACCUGCUCGGAGGGGAGGCUGAACUGCACAGACCUGCCUUGCCCAGUGCCGGGUGGCUGGUGUCCGUGGUCGGAGUGGACAGCGUGCUCCCAGCCUUGCAGGGGUCAGACGAGGACCCGCUCCAGGGCCUCUACCUGCCCCGCUCCUCAGCACGGGGGGACCCCGUGCCCCGGUAAAGCAGGGGAGGCAGGGGCCCAGCAUCAGAAGGAGACCUGCCCCAGCCCCCCCGACUGCCCAGUGGAUGGAGCCUGGAGCCCGUGGGGACUGUGGUCUCCCUGUGACCCGUGCCUGGGGCAGUCCCAUCAGAGCCGGGGUGUAUCUGGCCCCCCCACCCCUGAAGGAGGCAGGCCCUGCCCUGGGGCCUACAGGCAGAGUCGCCCCUGCCAAGACAAUUCCACACAAUGCACAGCCUGUGGGGAUGGCCAGGGUCUUCUCCCCUGCGGGUGGCCCUGUCCCCGCUCCUGCUAGGACCUGUCUCCUGGAGUGUGCCAGCCAGGCCCAACGGGCUGCCAGCCUGGCUGUGGGUGCCCCCCCCCCGGCUAGCUGUCCCAGGAUGGUCUUUGUGUGCCUCCCGCCUGCUGCCGCUGCCGCUGCCACUACCAGCCUGGAGCCAUGGGGAUUCCUGAGAACCAGAGCCGGUCAGCAGGGCCUGGGCUUGGCUCCUGGGAGAGCCUGGAACCUGGAGAGGUGGUGACUGGGCCCUGUGACAACCGCACCUGUAUGGAGGGCCUCCUGAAGUGCCGAGAGGUGCCUGGCUGCCCCGGCCCUGGGAUGUGGGGUUCCUGGGGUCCCUGGGGUCCCUGGGAGGACUGCAGUGUCUCAUGCGGAGGAGGGGAGCAGCUCCGCUCCCGGAGACGUGCCCGGCCCCCCUGCCCUGGGCCUGCCCGCCAGAGCCGCACCUGCCACACCCAGGUCUGCAGAGAGGCAGGCUGCCCGGCUGGACGUCUGUACCAGGAGCGCCCCCCCGGCGAGGGAUGCCCCUUCUCCUGCUCCCACGUCACUCGGCAGGUGGGCUGCUUCUCCGCUGGCUGCGGGGAGGGCUGCCACUGCCCCGUGGGCACCUUCCAGCACCGCUUGUCCUGUGUCCAGGAGCGCCCUUGUGUGCUCACCGCCUCGCUGCUGUGGGAGCUGGGAGCUGCCGUGGGAGAGGGUGGUCAGCCCCUUGGGCCUGGGGAUGAGUUGGGCUCAGGCCAGAGCCUUCGUACAGGCUGCAGGAACUGCUCCUGUGUGCAUGGGCAGCUGUCUUGCUCGGUGGGGGACUGCUCCAAGGCUGUUGAUGGCUUCAGUCCCUGGGGGCCAUGGGGCCCAUGCUCCCGCUCCUCUGGUGGGCUGGGCACCCGAACCUGCACCCGCCAGCGUGUGCGGCCCUCCCCAGCUCCAGGCAGCCAGGGCUGCGGUGGGCCCCGCCGGGACCUCAAGUACUGCUCUAGCCCAGACUGCCCAGGGGCUGGAGGGUCCACAGUGGAGCCCGUGACAAGCCUUCCAGGCGGCUGGGGCCCAUGGUCCCCAUGCUCUCACACCUGCACAGACGCCACUCACCCUGCUUGGCACAGCCGUGCUUGCCUAUGCCUGGCAAACUGCACCGGGGGGGGGGACGCGUCACAGGAGCGCCCUUGCAACCUGCCCUCCUGCACAGGGCUGCCCCUGUGCCCCAGCCCUGGCUGUGUGGCUGGGAACUGUUCCUGGACCGCCUGGGCCCCAUGGGAACCUUGCUCCCGAAGCUGCGGGGUGGGCCAGCAGCGCCGUCUGCGGGCCUACCGUCCCCCAGGGCCCGGUGGGCACUGGUGCCCCGACAUCCUUACCGCUUACCAGGAGAACCGCUUCUGCAACCUGCGGGCUUGCCCAGUGCAUGGAGGCUGGUCACGCUGGAGUCCCUGGUCCUGGUGUGACCGGAGCUGUGGGGGGGGGGGAUCCCCGAGGAGUCACAGCUGCUCAAGCCCCCCACCCAAGAACAGGGGUGCCCCCUGUGUUGGGGAGAGGCACCACGCGUGUCUCUGCAAUUCCUUGCCCUGUGAGGAGGGCUGCCCGGCAGGCAUGCAGACGGUCAGCUGUGCCAACCGUUGCCCCCGCCGCCGCUCAGACCUCCAGAAGGGGAUCGCGUGUCAGGACGGCCAGGCCUGCCAGCCGGGUUGCCGCUGCUCCGAGGGCUUCCUGGAGCAGGACGGUGGCUGCGUGCCGACUGGGCACUGCGAGUGUUCAGAGGCCCAGGCGGCCCCGGGCAGCCAGCACCAGGAGGUCUGCAGCACCUGCACCUGCCAAGCUGGGCGCCUCUCCUGCACGGCUCAGCCCUGCCCACCGCCUGCCCACUGCGCCUGGAGCCGCUGGUCAGCCUGGAGUCCCUGCAGCAGCUCGUGUGGGCCCGAGGGGCAGCAGAGCCGCUUCCGGUCCUCCACAUCGGGCUCGUGGGCCCCAGAGUGUCGGGAGGAGCAGUCCCAGAGCCAGCCCUGCCCUCAGCCCCCGUGCCCACCCCUGUGCCUGCAUGGUGCCCGCCUCCACACUGGGGACAGUUGGCUGCAGGGCGAGUGUCAGCAGUGCUCCUGCACCCCGGAAGACAGCGAGUGCACAGUACCCGGGGCCUGGACGCUCUGGUCCCCCUGGUCUGAAUGCCCUGUCUCCUGUGGAGGUGGAAGCCGGGUUCACACCCGGGUCUGCAUGGCCUCGGCCGCUGCCCGCAGGGGGGCCCCCUGCCUGGGCCCUGGCACCCGGACCCAGCGCUGUGGAGGGCAGUCUUGCCUGGGGCUGCUGGAGGCCUGCUCCUGGGGCCCGUGGGGGCCCUGUUCCCGCAGCUGUGGCCCAGGCCUGGCCUCCCGCUCUGGGUCCUGCCCGUGCCUACGGGCUGAAGUCGACCCCGCCUGCAACGGCACCUUCCUCCACCUGGACACCCAGGCCUGCUACCCAGGGCCCUGCCUAGAGGAGUGCCUGUGGAGCAGCUGGAGCGGCUGGACGCGAUGCUCAUGCCAGGUGCUGGUCCAGCAGCGCUACCGGCACCAGGGACCAGCGCCCACAGCGGGAGCGGCACGGGAGGGCUCUCCCUGCACGCGCCUGGACGGCCACUUCCGGCACUACCCCAUUGGCAACUGCUCGGGAUGAGAGGACAGCUGCACACCUCCCUUUGAGUUCCGGGCCUGUGCCCCACCCCGUGCCGGGCUCUGCGCCACACACCUGAGCCAUCGGCUCUGCCGGGACCUGCCGCCCUGCCAGCCGGGCUGCUACUGUCCAGAGGGGCUGCUGGAGCAGGCCGGGGGCUGCAUUCCCCCAGAGCAGUGAAGCUGCCUGCACCUCACAGGAGAAGGAGCCACGGUGACCCUGGCCCCCGGGGAACGCCUGCACCUGGGCUGCAAAGAGUGUGAAUGCCAGCACGGAGAACUGCAUUGCACCAGCCAGGGCUGUCAAGGUCUUCUUCCUCUGAGUGGGUGGUCCAAGCGGUCACCCUGUGGGCCCUGCCUGCCCCGUGGCGUGCUGGCCCCUGCCUCCAGGACUGUGCUAGAGGAGCGCUGGUCUCAGCACCCAGCUGGCCGCUCCCCGACCUUGGCCCCCUGGCUGGCUUCGGGGCAGCACCGCCAUCGCCUCUGUUUGGACCCUGAGACGGGGAGGCCGUGGGCUGGAGACCCAGACCUCUGCACCGCACCACUCAGCCAGCAGCGCCUCUGCCCGGACCCGAGGGCCUGCCGUGACUUAGGCCAGUGGAGUCCUUGGGGGCCCUGGAGCCCCUGCCAGGUGCCCUGCAGUGGGGGUUUCCAGCUACGCUGGAGAGAGGCAGCGGCACCCGCUGGAGGGGGCUGCCGGGGGCCAUGGGCUCAGACUGAGAGCUGCAAUGUGGGGCCCUGCCCAGGGGAGAGCUGCGAAGCCCGGGACACCGUGCCCACCCUUGACUGUGCCAACCGAUGCCCCAGAAGCUGUGCCGACCUCUGGGACCACGUGCGGUGUCUGCAAGGGCCGUGCCGCCCAGGCUGCCGCUGCCCGCCUGGCCAACUAAUACAGGAUGGGCCCUGCGUGCCCAUCUCCUCCUGCCGCUGUGGCCUCCCCAGCCCCAGUGCCUCAUGGGCGGUGGCCCCAGCUGAGGUGGCACAGGUGCACUGCCAAAACUGCACCUGUAUCAACGGGUCCCUGAUGUGCCCACACCACGAGUGCCCUGUCCUUGGGCCUUGGUCAGCCUGGAGCAGCUGCUCUGCUCCCUGUGGUGGGGGCACUACGGAGGGUCAUCGGAGCUGUGAGGAGGGUCCUGCGGGGGUACCAUGCCAGGGCCGGGACACAGAGCAGCGGCAGGAAUGUAACCUGACGCCCUGCCCUGAGUGCCUACCUGGCCAGGUGCUCAGAGCCUGUGCCACCGCGUGCUCACGCCUCUGCUCGCAUCUGCAGCCUGGUGCCUGUGUGCAGGAACCCUGUCAGCUUGGCUGCGGCUGCCCUGGAGAGCAGCUGCUGCACAGUGGCACGUGUGUGCCCCCCGCUGCAUGCCCCUGCACCCCGACCUCUCUGCCGUGGGGCCUUACCUUGCCCCUUGAAGAGGAGGCCCGGGAGCUUCCCCCAGGGACUGUGCUCAUCUGGAACUGUACCCGCUGUAUCUGCCGAGAUGGAGCCUUCAACUGCUCCCUAGCCGACUGUCACGAGUGCCCCUCCGGGGAAAUGUGGCAGCAGGUGCCCCCUGGGGAGCUGGGGCUGUGCGAGAGGACGUGCCGGGAGCCCAACGCCACGGAGAUUCAGGGCAGCUGCAGUGCGGGGCGGGCCCCGGGCUGUGUGUGCCGGCUCGGGCACUUGCGCAGCCGGGCGGGCCUCUGCGCGCCCGUGGACCACUGCGAGUGCUGGCGCCACGGGCAUCCCCACCCGCCCCGAUCCGAAUGGCAGGAGGACUGUGACAGCUGCCGCUGCCUCCGUGGGAGGAGUGUCUGCACCCAGCGCUGCACCCCCCCCACCUGUGCCCAGGGCGAGGUGACCGUGCAGGAGCCAGGGAGCUGCUGUCCCACUUGCCGCCAAGAGACUCUGGAGGAGCAGUCAGCCUCCUGCCGGCAUUCACUCACUGAGCUGCGCAACCUCACCAAGGGCCCCUGCUACCUGGACCAGGUAGAAGUGAGCUACUGCAGCGGGCACUGUCCACCCAGCACCGGUGUCAUGCCUGAGGAGCCGUACCGGCAGAGCCAGGGCGGCUGCUGCAGCUACAGCCUGGACCCCGAGAGCCCCGUGCGGAUCCUGACCCUGCGCUGUCCCGGCGGCCGCGCGGAGCGGGUGGUGCUGCCCGCCAUCCGCAGCUGCCAGUGCAGCGCCUGCCAGGGAGGUGACUUCUCAAAGCACUGA